Messenger RNA from Penicillium daleae, 846 nucleotides. RefSeq lists its product as uncharacterized. Lineage: Eukaryota; Fungi; Ascomycota; Eurotiomycetes; Eurotiales; Aspergillaceae. The transcript has 2 exons. The record is from RefSeq and is a predicted model, not a curated record. Bases 1 to 846 code for a protein of 281 amino acids. Gene Ontology annotation, cellular component: mitochondrion.
AUGUCAGUACAUAAAGCAAAUUUCACCGAAGACAAUUUGCCUCAGAGGCUGGCUGCUGAUGCCGCCGCGGCUGCAGUCGCCGCCGCAUUAGUCACGCCAGUAGUCACGAUCAUGGACAGAUUAAGACCUGUCAGAAUUGUUGUGGAAAUGUCCUGUUCAAACAGGCCAUUCUCCGAUUUUCUCUUGACACAUCUGAGAUGCGCUCUCAAAGCACCAGGCCGCUUCGCUCUCUCGAGGCCAUGUCUGCUUGUUUUCGGUCUCUACUUCGGAACUUUCGGCAUUGCCAAUUCGACCACGACAAUUUCAGAUACCCAAUUCUUUAGACCUGAUCCAACAAUGGCCAAGACGAUUACGGUUUUUGCCACUCUCUCGGUCAAUAUUCCGCUUGGAAUCCACAAGGACACGGUCUUUUCAAGGCUUUUUGUGUGUGCAACUUUGCCCAUACAAACCCCGUCAAAAGUUCCAUUGACACCUCGCACACCUUUCUCCACCUACUCUGCAUUUCUUCUGCGAGAUGUCAUCACCAUUUACACCUCUUUUGCCCUUCCCAGUACGGUUUCCUCUUAUGUUUCUGACACGGCCUUCUCGCACCCUCAGGCGAAGGCCGCGGUAGCACAACUUGCUGUACCGGCGCUUGGUCAAGCAAUAAACACCCCAGUUCAUCUCAUUGGACUGGAGAUCUAUAACAGGCAAGGAGGGGUGAAACUGCCUGAAAUGAUUGACUUUGUCCGCAGGAACUUUGUGUCAGCCGCCCUGGUGCGCAUAGGCCGUAUUAUCCCUGCGUUUGGGCUUGGGACCCUUAGUAAUAAUGAGUUGCGAGGCGAAUUGAACCGUAUGAUCAAAUGA